AUGGAUCAAUUAAACGGCCGUGAACAACAAGAGUUCCAAAAACUCGUGGAACAAAAACAAAUGAAAGAUUUCAUGAGAUUGUACUCUGAUUUGGUUCAAAGAUGUUUUACCGAUUGCGUCAGUGAUUUCACCACCAAGACCUUGACCAGCAGAGAAGAAGGUUGUGUUUUGAAAUGUACCGAAAAGUUCUUGAAACACAGUGAAAGAGUUGGUGCCAGAUUCCAAGAACAAAACGAAUUGUUGAUGAAAAACAUGAGAUAG
This is a messenger RNA of Saccharomycopsis crataegensis, 261 nucleotides long. It is a transcript of the gene TIM9, whose product is annotated as protein transporter TIM9. The coding region runs from base 1 to 261 and encodes 86 amino acids. The transcript has 2 exons. Lineage: Eukaryota; Fungi; Ascomycota; Saccharomycetes; Ascoideales; Saccharomycopsidaceae. The record is from RefSeq and is a predicted model, not a curated record.